Molecule: messenger RNA, 2851 nt
Organism: Gasterosteus aculeatus aculeatus (three-spined stickleback)
Lineage: Eukaryota; Metazoa; Chordata; Actinopteri; Perciformes; Gasterosteidae
Product: RNA-binding protein 28
Cellular component (GO): nucleolus
Molecular function (GO): mRNA binding
Source: RefSeq, a predicted model, not a curated record
AACCACAUCGGCGUCACGUUUUCAAGAUGGCUGCGCGCAUAUGUAAACAUGCGACCUGAUCUGCCAGCUCACGAUCCUCUAGUUUAACAGUCCCCGUGCGGUGUCUUCAUCCGGCCAGUUUGUUUGAUAUCCAGUUUUAAGGUAUUAACGACGCAUACGGGGUCGUUAACUGGUCGGUUUCGUGAGUUAACUACAGCCGAGGCGGACAGGCUGCUAGCAGCGAGCUAACAGCUAACGUUAGCCAUGGAGCGGGGCGCCAUGCACCAGCGGACCCUGUUCGUCAGCCCCCUGCCAGCCGAGGCCACGAAUCAACGGCUGGAGGAAAUAUUCUCCGAAAUUGGUCCGGUGAAGCAAUGCUUCGUGGUCAAAGAGAAAGACACGGAGACAUGCCGUGGGUUUGGCUACGUCAUAUAUUCCAUGGUGGAAGACGCACGGCGAGCUUUGAAGGAAGUGAAGGAAUACGACGGACGAAGGAUCAUUGUAGCUGUGGCCAAGAGGAAAAAAGACAAAGGGAAAAAAGCACCCAAAGAGCCUCCUGCUGCUGCAGCACCGACAGAACAUGAGCAGAAACCCAAAGGCGUCCGGAAGACGCAGCUGAAAUCCAGGCUCAUCAUCAGGAACCUGAGUUUUAAGUGCUCCGAGGAUGACCUGAAGCAAAUUUUAUCCCAGUUUGGAACCGUUCUGGAGGCCAAAAUUCCCCUCAAACCAGAUGGAAAGAUGCGUGGAUUUGCGUUUGUCCUUUUCAAAAAUGUGUGUGAGGCAGGGAACGCGCUGAACGCCAUGAACAUGAAGGAGAUAAAAGGUCGGCAGGUAGCAAUUGACUGGGCUGUGCCUAAGGACAAGUACAUCGCUACACAGCAGUCCACUGCAGAAACAAAGAUCACACCAGCAACUACACCCAUUUUAGACACGAAAAGUGACACGAAAAACGAGGAUGAAGAAAAGCCACAAGCUGCACCUGAAAAGAAAAGAGUCCCUUCCAAACAAUCUGUGAAGCAGUUGGAAGAAUCCCAAUCGGAGGAGGAGGAGGAGGAGGAUGAUGAUGAUGAUGAUGAAGAUGAAGAUGCAAGUGAGGAAGAAGACAGUGAGCAGGAGGAGGAUGACGAUGACGACAAGAAAGAGGAUGAUGAGGACGUGUCUCAGGAAGAAGAUGACGGCAGUGACGACGAUGAUGAGAGUAGCCUAGAUUCAGAUGAUGAUGAUGAUGAUGAAGAAGAGGAAGAUAAAUCAGCUAAAAAGAAAAUCUCAAAGAAACUUCUCCCUUCAGAUGUGAAAGAGGGCAGAACCAUUUUCAUCAGGAACCUUUCCUUCGAUACAGAGGAAGAGGGCCUUGAGGAAGUUCUGCUCAAGUAUGGCGAGCUGAACUACAUUAAGAUCGUCAUCCACGCAGCAACAGGACACUCCAAAGGUUGUGCAUUUGUUCAGUUCAAGACUAAAGAGGCUGCAGACAAGUGCAUAGCGGAAGCUGCGGAUGAAGCAGAGAACGGUGGCGUCCGUGUAGAUGGCAGAAAGCUGUUGGUUGUGGCAGCAGUGACCAGAGAGGAUGCUUCCAAGCUGAAGGUGGAUAAAGUGAAAGUGGAAUCGGGCACCAGAAACUUGUAUCUGGCCAGAGAGGGACUGAUCCGUCCUGGAACCAAAGCAGCGGAGGGUGUUCCUGAAGCAGACAUGGUCAAAAGAACCAGGUUUGAAGAAAUAAAGAGGACCAAGCUUCGGGCCAUCAACGUGUUUGUGUCAAAGAAUCGUCUAUGUGUCCAUAACUUGCCCAAGUCAGUGGACGAUAAAAAACUCAAAGCACUCUGCCUCCAAGCAGUGAAAGGAAACAAGGGAGUCCGCUUGACGGAGUGCCGGGUGAUGUAUGACAAGAGGCCCGUGAAGGGUCAGGCGAUGGGAAAAUCGCUGGGUUACGGGUUUGUCCAGUUCCAGGACCAUGAACAUGCUCUCUCCACACUUCGUUACCUUAACAACAACCCCGACAUCUUUGGCGCACACAAGAGACCUAUUGUUGAGUUCUCUCUGGAAGAUUCUAAGAAACUCAAAAUGAAAGACAUGCGUCAACAAAGAAAUAAGGAACACAAUCUGGCUCUUAAAAGGGGACAAAAACCGCCACCGCAGACAGUCAAAGAGGAUAAAGGACCCAGGAAAGGUCAAAAUGAAGCACAAUCCCCAUCUAACCCGACACAAAACGAGCAAGCUCCUGUUGAAACCCAGAAGCAAGGCACCCGCUUUUUAGGCUUCCAGACCAAACCUGAGGUGGAGCACGUUAGUUUGGAGAAUGGAAAGAAGCGGAAGAAGAUUCUAAACUUUCCUUCCCAUCGGGGGCCUAAGAUCAGAUUGCGUGACAGGGGAAAGCAACAGGCUCCGCCACCCAAGAAAGGCCGGCCGGGAUCCACCAGGAAGGACCGGCAGAGACAGCAGAUGGAAAAGCCCACACAGCGCAGCAACCAGGUUAAAACCCAAAAGAAGAAUUUCAAGAGAAAUGGUGGGGACCGCUUUGACAGCCUGGUGGAGCAGUACAAGAAGAAACUGAUGGGUAACAGCGACAACGUCACCAAUCUCAAGAGAAGCAAGUGGUUUGAUAGUUAACGCAGUGUUUGUGUGUGAGUGUUUGUUUGUUUGAGAGAGCGAGAGAGACACGCAAUGUGUUUGACUACCACAACAGAGGUCAUCCACAAUUGCGUCCCGAGGUCUUUAAACAAGUGCAGUUGUUCUCAUGAAACUGCGCCGUGCUCUAACAUUCUUCAUCCUUAUUUUGCAUUUCUGUAAUCCAUGUUUGUACCUCUCAAACAAACCAUGUCAUUCUUGUACUUUUUAUGGAAAAAUAAAUGUGGGUUUUAUUGUCUGGAUUUUAAAA